Eleginops maclovinus (Patagonian blennie) is the source of this 3595-nucleotide messenger RNA. It is a transcript of the gene atf5a, whose product is annotated as activating transcription factor 5a. NCBI's taxonomy places the organism in Eukaryota, Metazoa, Chordata, Actinopteri, Perciformes, Eleginopidae. Gene Ontology annotation, biological process: regulation of transcription by RNA polymerase II. The record is from RefSeq and is a predicted model, not a curated record. The transcript is spliced from 5 exons. Gene Ontology annotation, molecular function: DNA-binding transcription activator activity, RNA polymerase II-specific; RNA polymerase II transcription regulatory region sequence-specific DNA binding. Bases 365 to 1879 code for a protein of 504 amino acids. Gene Ontology annotation, cellular component: nucleus.
CGGAGAUGCAACAGACUUCUAACUCAACAACAAAGUCUGUUGUGAAUUAAACAGUAUCCCCAUCAAAACAAUAUCAUCACAUAAAGAACAUAAAUUUACAGGUCGACCACAACAAAGCAACAACUCGUCCUUUUUUACGGAUAUUCCGGGCUAAAAAUGGCUCUUUGAACUCGUGAAGUUGUCGGACCCGUGAAGAAAUCGUGCUUUGCUUUAGCAACGCACCUCAAGAGCUCUACCUUUUUUCCUGCAAGAAUGGAGUUUCAUUAUGCACACCCAGCCCUGCUCUCUGUGGCCCAUCUGUCAGACGCCGCUUGCUCUCAGCAUAUGCUUGGUCUUGGACUGAAUCAAAGCACCAUCAGACAAUAUGAUGGCAACAUCAGCUCCUGUUUGGAAGACUCUUCGUGUCUGCCCGGCAGACCCCCUCGCUCUCUCUCACCCACAGGCUAACCACAGCCAAUCACAGGGGUGCAGGGGGGAGGUGUCAGAGGAGAGUCAGCACUUAAUUGGUGAUGGUCUCACUGACUGGAUGACGGAAGAAGUGGAUUUCUCCUCGUACCUCCCAAACCCUCCUUCCCCUCCCUCCUCCACCAAUGCCUCCCUUCCCCCUUCGCCCCUUCAGAAUGAUAUCCAGGUGCCCUCUGACUUGGAGGUCAUGACCUCUCUGCUGCAAGAGGAACUCGCCCAACUAGAGGACUACUUCCUGUCUGAACCACUGCCAGAGAAAGGGCCGAGGCUGGGAAAAUGGGACAGGGGUCCACUGCCGGCGGGUCCUCAGCCGUUCAGUCAGCUGCCAUACACAUCAUACUCCACGUCCAACCAAUCGGAAUCCAGCCCACUCCUUGUUACCCUGGCAACCGGGGAACUGGACUUGCUGAGCAUCUGUGGCGGGCCCAUUGGGCGAUCCAAAAUUCCUAGACACGCCCCGUACAGCUGCAGUCGACCCACCGGGUGUUUGAGGAAAAGAGUUCCUGACGGUGCGAGGUUCACUGAGGGCUAUGAUAACAGUUUUUUGAGUUCCAAAGGAAGCAACUCAGGUAACUCAGCUGUGACCCUCACCGGUAACUAUGACUGUGUAGAGGACGAGCAGCUGGUAGGGAAAAGCUACUGCCUGGGUAGUGCAGCCGAGGUCAGAAGAUGUGCCAGUCUACCCAAAGACGAGAAAAAUUGCUGUUUCAGUCAAGAUGUCAUAGGUGGUGCGAAGGUUACUGCAGGUGGAUUUGGCUUUGGUGGAUCACUUGAUGUCCCAAACAAGAAAGAGGAUUUGCUGAUGUAUAGCAUGAGGGAGGUCAGCGGAGUCACCGGUAGCAACGAUGUGCUUAAUAAUAUCAAAACAAGUGUGGAGGUCACAAAAGCCACCGGUUCAUGGAAGACAGAGAGCAGUGAAGGUUAUCUUCCAGCAGCACCGCAGUCUGAGGCCUUUCAUAGCUUCUUAGGCAAUAUCAACGAACAGGUGAAAUCAGAGAGUCUACAGAUAGGGCAACAUGAUUUGCACUGUAAUUUCCUGGAGGAUCAGGGUCCAGAGUGUCUUUUAAUGGCUAGGGAGAGUCUGAGCAUGGAGUCUCCGGGGCACAGACAAGCAUGCAGGCUGAACGAAGACCACUGUGCUUUAAACUACGAAGACGACCUCAUUCCAGGUGAAGGCGGCAAGCGCAAACAGAAGAAGAGAGAUCAGAACAAAACUGCCGCUCACAGGUAUCGCCAGCGGAAAAGGGCGGAGCUAGAUUCUUUGGAGGGACAGUUGCAUUGCCUUGAAGGGAGGAACCGGGAGCUCCGGGACAAGGCAGAGUCGGUAGAACGUGAAAUCCAGUACGUCAAAGACCUGCUGAUUGAAGUUUACAAGGCCCGCAGCCAAAGGCUCAAGCAGGACACCACAGCGUAACACCAAGCUCCUGCAAGUAUAUUUAAGGUGGGCGUAACAGGGAGGAUGUGGCGCCUUUUUGUGUCUUUAAGAUUGUCCAGAAAUGAAUGUUUGAAUUUUUUUUAAAUGCAUGCUUUGCUAAUGUGAAUUAUUUUUGACAUUUAAAACCAACACUUUAUCCAAUGCGUCCAUUGCUUUGGCACUCUAAUCACUUGAGCCUGCACUGUGGCAUUGCAAUGCUUUAAAUGACAAUCAAUUAAAAAAGAUAUUGCACUGCGUGGAUCUACUCAUUGAAAUAGUUCUUUAUCUUCAUUAACAGGUUUAAACAUUUACCAGCCUUACAUUUGAAUUGAUGUCAGCGAUACAAAUUCACCUUCUUUUUCUUUUACACUUUUAAGGUUUCAUUUACAAUUCCUGUACUAAACUUUACUUUGUGGUUGGUGUCAAUAUGUGAAACUGCAUCGCUUCUUUUUUGACUUCAUCUUUUAAACCAAAUACUUUUCUACAAUAAUCUUAUCGCAUCGCUUUUACAGCAAAUGUUAUUUUAACUGCUUGGAAUAUUUUAAAAUACUAGAAUUGCGCUUGAAGAUUAUUGACUUUAAAAUUUGCGGCUGAUGUAAAGAAGAGAAGAAACUAAACUCUUGGUUUUCAAUUUGAAUAACGUUUUUGACAAUUUAUUUCAUUGACUCAAGGUCAUAAAACCCAAAAUAUGUUCUUGAGUUUUGAGUAUGUAAUUCCGUUAUUUCCUAUUUAUUUUACUGAAUGUCAAACAUUUACUUUGUUGGAGACAUUUUUUUCUACUGUAUCAGUUUUUUCCUGAUAUUUGCAUUACUUUCAAUGUAACAAAUCACUCUGUCCAAAUGAUAAAUUCUGUGACCAAAACCAAGUUUAUCAAUUACACUGUUAAAGGAGGAAACUGAAAUGUAAUUGUGUUUGUUGGGUAUUUGUAUAAAUGUCUUCUAUUGCAAAUUAUACAAUCUUCUUUGCAGCUCAGGAUAUGCAAUCUGUCCUCCUAACUUACAAAUGCCAGUGGAUGAUCCGGCAGACUUCCAUCCUUCAUCACACAUGCUAAAUAUUAAAGGUUUUCCCGAUGUAAAAACCCUUUUUUCCUUGUAUACUAAUAUUUUAACUAGUGGAGUUUGAGCAGCUUCCCUCGGCAUGUUUUUCCAUAAACGCAGUGAAAAUGUAGAUUCCAGAAAUAAGUUGGGGACUCUCUGAAGUGCUUGUUAAGGCAAUAACUUUUAUAGGCCUCUGGCUGAUCUGCACUAAUUUGUAAGAACUUUUGUAUGUUCAGGGAGUAGAAUGUGUUAGCGUUUUCUUUGUAGAGAAUUAGUCCAAAAAGUGUCAUUAGGAUAUUUGUGAAGGUUCCUGUGUUAGCUUUGGUGUAAGGGAAUUGUGUAAAAAAUAUUUUUCAAUUUGAUUUGUUGCUAAGCAAAUAACCACUACAAUUACUGCCUAUAUCGUUAUAUAUUUUUGCAUAUUUAUUUUAAGACAAUCAUGGAUAUGAAAGUUCACUUUUAGAGAUUACUAUCGUGUGUGUUAGGUUUUUGGCACAAAAAAGAGUCAUCUCACAUUCUUCAACCAUUCUGCGGUGUACUAUCAACUCCCGAUUGUUAAAACCAAAAAUGUGAGAUAGCACAUUAAAUGUGAUGUUCAUUUAAUCAUUUCUGCACUUUUCGUUUUUGUGACGUCAAGUUUUUUGUCUUCUAAAAGAAAUAAAGUGUGGCAUCAAAGCAG